UAGUCUAGUUGGUCAGGAUACUCGGCUCUCACCCGAGAGACCCGGGUUCAAGUCCCGGCAACGGAAAUCAAAUUUUUAUUUGUUUUUUCUGAACUGUUUUUUUUUCUUCUGCAAAAUUUGGCGGGAGAAAACCUAGGGUUUCAACCCCCAAAUCCCCAAUUCCAUCAACAGAAGGGAAAGCAAGCAGAGAGAAAAAACGCAGAGCACGAAAAAUGGAGAAAUCGAGAAGAAGAGCAGCGAGUAACAGAGGAAUAGAAGAGAAUACCUUGGCUAUCCUUGAAUCCUUUUGCGAGCAUGAUUCUUCUCAUGUUCAUGAUGAUCGUUUGGCGUUUUUGGAUGCUGUUCGGUUUGCUUCGAUUGUUCCCGAAAAUGGACCCCCUCCCACCAACAAGAUGAUGGAGGCAAUAUUUGAAAUUAUGAGGGAGGCGAAAUCGUUGGAACUUAUAGUAGUUUGUUACCAGCUCCUCUGUGAAUUAGAGAAGCACUUUCCUCGGGUUUAUUUGUCAAAUGGAGAGGAUAAGCAAGUGCCUUCUAGCAAAACUGCAGAGCUAGUUGUGUUUGAAAAGGCGUGGUUGCCGUUUGCUGUUGGCUCAGACGUGGCUUCGAAUGACAAGCAUGUGGCAAAAAAAGGAUCUAAGGAGCCUGUUGAUGCUGUUGGUUUCCACCUUCUGUUACAAAAUCUCUGUGAAUUGGCUAAUGAAACAGAAUCAUCAGAACCAAAGUUAGAGGUUUUGGCGAAGAUGGUUUUGUUUCAGUACCUAGUCUAUAUUUUUGAAGCUGACUUUUUACCUCGUAACCACAACUUUCUAGAGAACUCUGAUUGGAUUUCUCUUAGAGAUUCCUUGGUUAAUAAGCUUAUGGGGUCGAGGCGAAUUAAUUACAAAGACUUGACAAAAGAUAGCCUCUUUGUUCUGUGCAAUUUGUCCGUUGCCCAUACUCCAACAGAAUGUGAUGUGGAAACGACUGAAAUAAGCAUUCCAGAUGUGAUAGAUAACGAUAGUGAUUUAGCUUUCGCUCUAGCUCUGUCUUUCCCAGAAACAGUGAAGUGUACUCUUAAAGCUGUGCAGAAACUUCUAGAAGUGAUGAUGGAGCUGGACUUGUCAAGGAAGAAAGCGGAUACGCAAGGCCUCACUACAAGAGCAGAUGGUGCAAGAACCCCUGUUGUUGAGUUGAUUAUGGAUGAGCUCUCUUAUGACAAAGACUUGAUUUCUCCAUUUCUUCAGGCCUUCGAUAACCCUAGAUUGAAGCUGGAAAUAAUUGUUCAAUACAUUCAGAAGUACAAUGUCAAACCAUAUACUCGCAAGAGGAAGUCAGCUGACUCACAAGGUGAAGCAGCAGUUACUGGGUUUUUCAAGUGCUUCUUAAAUAGCACAACUAUAAAAGGCAUUGUUAAGAAAGUUGGUGCUGAAGCAGUUCAAGUACUGUUAGCACAAGUUCUUCAGGCUUGCAUGUCAAUUCCCAAGGAGAAGCUUCUUGAAGAGAUCUCUGAUUUAAAAGACGAUGGUGAGAGAAGUCCACUGGUACAUAUUUGUAAGAAUAUAAUCUCUGCCUUCACCAAGCUCAGGGAAACAGACGAGCAUUUGCAGAUCUUGCCUAUAGGGAAGGAAGCAUUAUUUACAGCAGCGAGUGUACUCUCUUCUAAAUCAUAGGUGCUUGCAGAUUCUUCCAGAAUUAACCUUUUGUACAAACUAGUUGUUGGACCGUGUGCGCUCCUCCAAGAUAUCAAAAUAUUCGGCCAAAAUGUUAUGUAAAUCACAAGCCUAAUUACUUGAUGAAAGUACUUGCAAACACGGGAUUACAUCUAGGAUUCGUUUCACUCUAGCACCGCGGAAACUUUCAACCUUGCAAAAAUAUUUCAUUAACAAUCUUUUUUUUUUUUGGGUACUUUUAAGAAUCUGUAUAAUGUAGAGUGUGUAUACAAACUUGAAAAAGCUGUUAAGAUUACCUAAGAGUGGGAAGAAUGAAAGGAGGCAGUACAAUCUUGCAUGCAA
This is a messenger RNA of Spinacia oleracea (spinach), 1991 nucleotides long. Its product is annotated as negative regulator of systemic acquired resistance SNI1. The record is from RefSeq and is a predicted model, not a curated record. Gene Ontology annotation, molecular function: transcription cis-regulatory region binding. Bases 213 to 1649 code for a protein of 478 amino acids. The transcript is spliced from 15 exons. Gene Ontology annotation, cellular component: nucleus; Smc5-Smc6 complex. Gene Ontology annotation, biological process: DNA damage response; negative regulation of DNA-templated transcription; negative regulation of systemic acquired resistance. NCBI's taxonomy places the organism in Eukaryota, Viridiplantae, Streptophyta, Magnoliopsida, Caryophyllales, Amaranthaceae.